AUGGAAAGCGAAGAAGAAAGCGGCUGCAGCAGAAUCAAGAAUAAUAAGCCCUUGAGCCUCGAGUGGGAAAAGAUCAUGCCUUCGUCUUCCGGUGACGACGAUCGUCCACCGGAGCUUCUGGUGACAUCGAAGAAGAAAUUUAAGGGCGGCGGCAGUGGAAUAGACGCGCAAGAGAAUCAAAUAGAAGACUUGGAACUCCAGACGAAAUCAUUAAAUGAAAUUACCGAGUCUAUUACGAGGUUUAAAAAAAACUUGGUGACAUUAAGUAAAAAGUUGCCUGAUAAUGGCGAAAAACUCAAGGGAACUCUCCAGAGAUACGAAGCUGAACUCGAACGAAGAAAUAAACUCAAAUCGGAGAAGGUUGAUUUUAGAUGUGAUGAGACAAUACAGCUUUCUGAUCACAGCAAUGAAGGUGAUUCCAGUGGCAAAAAGAAAGGUGAUCAGAAAUCUUCAUCUCCAUCAAAGUUUGCCAAUUUUUUUAACAAAAAGAUAGUGGAAGGUUCUCGGACUGUGAAUGCAUUCGACAGUGAUUUGUCUAUCAUGAAUCAUUGUCAGGGGCGAAAAGGGAAACAAAAUAGUCAACCUUUGGGUAAAGGAAAGUCAAGGAAGGCAUUACCUUCCCCAAGGACUCCUGUAGUUGAUAAUGAGAAACAAAUCUUCUCCAAUGAUGACAAAAAACACAAUGAUUCUAUUUCUACCUCCUCCCCUGAACCCCCUGCAACUUCAAGAAAUUUGAGGCCUAGACAUAAACGGACUUAUCAUUUACUAGAUGAGGAGCCAAAGUUUCAUUCUAAAAUACAAUAUGCAGAUUUAGGCAUCUGUGAGAAAGAUGUUACAGUAUACUACCCAUCAAGGGAUGACCCUGGUUCAGUUGAAGUUAAUUAUGCUGACAUGGCAUGUCUUGCUCCUGAAGCAUGUCUUUCAUCCACUAUCAUGAAUUUUUAUAUUCGAUAUCUUCAGCAGCAGCCAACAUCUUCAUCUGAGAGUUCGACAUGUCAUUAUCAUUUUUUCAACACAUAUUUCUACAACAAGCUAGAAAAGUUGAGUUACAAGGAAGAUUCAUUUCUAAAGUUCAGAAAGUGGUGGAAAGGUGUGAAUAUAUUUGAAAAAGCAUACAUUCUUCUUCCGAUCCAUGAUAAUGCUCAUUGGAGUCUGGUGAUUAUAUGUUUCCCUACAAAGGAAGAUGAAUUAGGCCCAAUUUUGCUUCAUUUGGACUCACUUGGACUACACAAUAGCAAAUCACUUUUUGUAAACAUUAAAAGAUUUUUAAAAGAAGAGUGGAGCUAUAUAAGAAAAUCAGAACUUUUAGAAGUCCCAAUUCCAGAUGAAAUAUGGGAAAAUCUCGACACUAAAAUGGAACACAGAAGGGUUACGGUUCCUCAGCAGAUGAACGAGUAUGAUUGUGGGCUGUUUGUUCUGUUGUACAUGGAACGUUUUAUAAAAGAAGCUCCUAGAAGGCUCAAAAAGAAACAUUUAACAAUGUUUGGGAGGCAAUGGUUUCAACCAGAAGAAGCAUCAGAUUUGAGAGUGAAAGUUCACAAUUUACUUGUAGAAGAGUUCAAGAAUGUUAAAGAGAAGAAGGAAUCGUAGAUUUAGUUGUAGGAAGGAUAAUAUUUUGUUCUUAAAAAAAAAUCAAAAUUCUCUCUAGAUGUAUAUACAUCUGUAUAGGAAGGAUUGAAAGUAGAAGAAUUGCGAUUAAGCGCAAUGUUUGACUUGUUUGACCUCCCAAAAGAGAUAACCCAAAAUUAGUCAUUAAGUUUGCGGAUGGAUGGAAGUUAUUGGUAACUUGUUGAUGAGAAAAACAAGUAAAUGUAAAGAUUGAAUUCAUUGAUCUUUAGAUGUGUCUAAAGUUACUAAAAUAAUACACCAUAUAUGAUUAUAUGAGAGCUUUCUGGAAGGAUUGAUUUGACUUUUAA
Messenger RNA from Lactuca saligna, 1916 nucleotides. Lineage: Eukaryota; Viridiplantae; Streptophyta; Magnoliopsida; Asterales; Asteraceae. The record is from the annotation of a GenBank genome assembly.